AAUGGAAAAACGCAUGAGUGACAAGGCAUCUGCAAUCUUAACUGAAUUUCGCCUGGAGGAAAAACUAUGUGAUGUGGUGAUCAAGGUGGAUGACACUGAGUUCAGCGCCCACAAGAUCAUCCUCUGUAGCUGCAGCCGCUACUUCUGCACUCUUUUCACCGGCGCCUGGACAACCUCAAGGAAGCAGAUGUACACCAUCCCUGGGGUGUCACCUGAGAUGAUGCAGCUCAUCGUCGAUUAUGCCUACACCCACUCUGUUCCCGUGACAGAGGAGAAUGUGGUGGAGGUUUUGGCAGCUGCAGACCAGUUGCUGGUCCCGGGGAUUGUUCAGGCCUGCUGCUUCUUCCUGGAGGACCAGCUGUGCCAGAGGAACUGCAUCGGCAUCUGGAGGCUGGUGAACUUCUACAACUGCCCAGAGCUGAAGCAUAAGGUCUUCCUCUACAUCCUGCGCCACUUUGAGGAGAUAGUUUGUGUCUCACAGGAACUCCUGGAGCUCUCCGUGCAGGAGCUGGUUGCUAUCAUCGAAAAUGAUCAUCUCAAUGUGAAAGAAGAAAACACUGUGUUUGAGACUGUCCUCCGCUGGAUUAACCACCUGCCUGAACAAAGACAAAGCCUCAUCUCUGUGCUGCUACCCAAGGUGCGACUGGGCUUGAUGACCCUUGCCUACCUCCAGAACACUGUGAUGGCCAAUGCUGCGGUAACAAGCAGCGUCGAAUGUGUACCCAUCAUCGAUGAGGCAGUCACAGCAUGUAUUCUCUUCAGGGCCAAUAGACCCUCAAAAUCUGACUACAGAAACCUAUUGACUCGCCCACGCCUGCCUCCUGACAUUUUAUUGGCCACCGGAGGCAAUGAUUUCAACUGUACCAUGACCAACCUUGAGGCAUAUGAUGCCCGAACUAACAGCUGGGUCACUGUGAAGGUUGAGAUUUCUCGUUCUCACCACGGUGCUGCUGUUCUCAACAGCUUUGUGUACUUAAUUGGUGGCUGCCACCGUGACACUUACUUGAAUACAGUGCAAAGGUUUGACUUCGUCACCUGCACGUUGCACCAGGUGGCAUCCAUGAACUACUGCCGCUGCUAUGUCAGCGUUGUUGUGCAGAGUGGCUGCAUUUAUGCCAUGGGAGGCUUCAGUGGACAUACUUACUAUAACACCGUUGAGUGCUACAAGCCCGAGACUAACCAGUGGACCAUCACAGCGCCCAUGUGUCAAAAGAGGUGUGGGGCCAGUGCUGCAACUCUAAAUGACAAGGUGUACAUUUGCGGGGGUUUCAAUGGGCAUUGCAGCCUGUCCACGGCUGAAUGCUACAACCCAGACACCAACCUGUGGACCCUGAUUGCACCCAUGAGGACCUGCCGAAGUGGCCUUGGGGUCGUUGCCUUCAGAGACAAUAUCUAUGCAGUUGGUGGCACCUGUAGUGGGAGCUACCACAUGCGCAGUGUUGAGGCCUACAACCCCCAAACCAACAGGUGGAGCCCCAUGCCGUCCAUGAACACCAACCGCAGCUACUUUGGCAUCGAGGUGGUGAACGACCAGCUCUUUGUGGUCGGAGGACACAAAAGCUGCACUCUGUCAACUGUGGAGCGCUACAAUGCGGACACCUGUAUGUGGUACAGUGACUCUAACAUUAAGAGGUACCGCAAUGGCCUGAGCUGCUGUGUGCUGCAUGGACUCCCCAGUGUGGUAGAGAAAUUGUUCCCUCGUGGUCCCCUGACACCUGCCAAUGUGGAGGAAGCCCAGUCCUGA
This is a messenger RNA of Seriola dumerili (greater amberjack), 1744 nucleotides long. Its product is annotated as kelch-like protein 10. The record is from RefSeq and is a predicted model, not a curated record. Lineage: Eukaryota; Metazoa; Chordata; Actinopteri; Carangiformes; Carangidae. Bases 2 to 1744 code for a protein of 580 amino acids. The transcript has 5 exons. Gene Ontology annotation, molecular function: protein binding.